AUGUGCAUCAGAUAUCUUGGAUUUGGCCUCCUGAUUUGGUUUCCUGUAGCAAUUCAUGUGCAAACGUCCAACCAGCCUUGUCCAGCUCCCCGUCUGGAGGCUGGUUAUUGGGUCCCUGUACAAGACUUUUAUAAGCAUGAAACAAAGCUCCCUUAUGUCUGCAAUAAGGGACGUAAACCAGCAGCGGAGGGUUGGUGGGCCACCAGCACAUGUCUCAAUGGCAUCUGGUCUCCUCAACCACAAUGUAUAGAUGAAAAAGCCUGCAUUGCAGCAGAUAUAGCCAAUGCAAAAUACACAGAACAGCAAGGAAGUUGGUACGAGGAUGGACACACAAUCAGGAUAACAUGUAAUGAAGAAUAUGACCCUAAAGGCUGGAAGGACACAGCUAAAUGUAUCGAUGGAAAAUGGUCCCCUGUGCUGGUCUGUGAGAAAAGUCUCCGUGCAUGUGGAGCGCCCCCUCAAAUCCCCCACGCAGUCAUCAUUCUUCAGGGAUACCAGGACUUGUUUGCUGCGGGUACAGAACUGCAGUAUGAAUGUGAAGAUGGAUAUACUGUAGAGGGAGGAGACACCAAAACAUCCAUCCAUUGCAUCGCUAGAAAGUGGACUGACGGCCCGAUACUCAACGGGAUGCUGGACUGGGUGGCUCUGCAGAUGUGGGAGCAGCUGGCAGUGGGACACAACCUGAAGGUGGAGCCAGCAGACCGGGUACUGGACAUGGUGGAGGUUCAGCUGGCAGUGAGACACAACCUGAAGGUGGAGUUAGCCAGCAGACCAGGUACUGGACAUGGUGGAGGUUCAGCUGGCAGUGGGACACAAGCUGAAGGUGGAGGCAGAGGAACCAUAGCAGGUGGGCCUGUUGGUUCUGCAGUGGGGGGAACCGGUAGAGGGACACAGCCUGAGAGGGAAGUCAACAAUUGUGGACCUGCCCCGGUAGUUCCUAAUGCUGAUUUUGUGGGAAUUAGCGAAAUGGUUGUGAGGUACCAAUGCUUUAGAUUUUACAAACGAGUGGGUCCAGAGAUGGUGGAGUGUCAAAGAGACGGCACGUGGUCCAAAGUACCCGCCUGCAAAGGAUUCUUGCUAAGGCUGCAUCAUCGAGGGGAAGAUGCUGCUACUUUUGGAUUUGCUGAAAACCGCCUGGAGGCAUUUGAGAGAAAAAUGUAG
Molecule: messenger RNA, 1161 nt
Organism: Cyclopterus lumpus (lumpfish)
Lineage: Eukaryota; Metazoa; Chordata; Actinopteri; Perciformes; Cyclopteridae
Product: coagulation factor XIII B chain-like
Exons: 10
Coding region: 1-1161 (386 amino acids)
Source: RefSeq, a predicted model, not a curated record